This is a messenger RNA of Benincasa hispida (wax gourd), 5200 nucleotides long. RefSeq names its product Heat shock protein DnaJ with tetratricopeptide repeat-containing protein (gene TPR15). NCBI's taxonomy places the organism in Eukaryota, Viridiplantae, Streptophyta, Magnoliopsida, Cucurbitales, Cucurbitaceae. The record is from RefSeq and is a predicted model, not a curated record. Gene Ontology annotation, molecular function: protein binding.
CUUUUUGUCCAUUUCACGUGUCCGAAUUUCACGUCUCUUCUUCUCAUUGUAUUGGAAGAAAUCAAGAAAUCAAGAAAUGUAAGCUUUCAGAUUUUCGAGUUCUUCUCUCUCUCUCUCUCUUUCUCUGCUUCCAUUCCUUCUUCUUAGCGAAUAAACCCUAAACCACGCGAUCCCAAUCUUAACAAGAUUGAUUUCCAAAUACCCACAAGCUCUAAACCCUAAUUUUGAUUUUAAACCUUCGUUUUUUCUUUAUAUCAGGCCAUUUCUUUCCUUCCUUAAAUGUCGCCGCCGGCGGUGGAAUUACGAUCUCCGGCGGUUUCCCCACCACCCGAAUGCUCAUCAGCCACACUCCUAAAUGUUGAGCUUAAACCCCAUCAGCCACACUCCUUCAGCGCUAGUGAUCCGAGUGGACUUGAUUUGAAGUCCACUUCCAAUUCUCAACGAGCGGCUCGAUCGCGGCCGAGACUUACGAAAGUCAGGAAGCGGGUCGCAUCGCAGCAUGCGAGGUCGAAAGUUGGUUCUUGCGAGGUUAGUUCGAAUGAUGGGUUUUUGUUUUUAGGCGGUUCUUUGAAGUUUGGUAGCGGUUCUGUGUUUGGGGGGAAUGGGGAUGAUAAUUCGAAUUCUGGGAAUAAAGUGUCCACUGGCGAUGUGCAUAAGAAAUUGGAUUGUGGGAAGGUUGAGAAUGAAGUGUUCGUAUUUGGUGCUAAACUGAGUAACUCGGCUACGAGUUCAGAAACUUCAGACGGCAAAUGUGAACAGUCUAGCGUAAAUUGUGAAAACCUUGUAGCGGAUGAUGGGGGGAAGAUCAAAGCAGAGUGGAAAUGGGAUAAUUUUAUGAAUGCUGAGAAGCUCGACUCUGGUGGUGGUGAAAUGAAAAUGGAUUCUGUAACAACCGAUGCCAUGAAUAACAAUGCGGAGUCUGUAUCAGUUGCUGAAACGAUUGAUCUGGCAUCCGCGGUAAAUGCACAAGAAGGAGAACUUGAUAAAUCUGUGGGGAAGGGGGUUGCUGAUAGUUGUAGCGAUCUUGAAACUGGAAAUUAUGAUUAUUUAAAGAAAUCUUUUGAUUCAAAGUUUGUUUUUGGUGACAGUUGGUUUGAUGCAACAACUAAUGUAGGAAAUUCUGUUUCUGAUUUUGGAGUCAAGAUGAAAACAGAAAGUAUAGCAGAGUUUCAGAAGGCAGAAGCUAGUAAUGUUAACUUUAGUUGUGAAGAGGGUAGAGAUGUAUUUGUAUUUGGAAGUUCCAGCUUAAAUGAAGUAAAGAAAGGGAGGCGUCUGAAAGGGAGGCCAAAGACGUUAUUUACACUCCCGGAUGAGAUGAAUAAUCUGAACAUCAAUGACUCUGGGAAUACCAAUGGCUGUGAAAAACCUGAAUGUUCAAAUGCUACCUUUGCUGAGACCUCUUCCAGCUCUAACUGUUGUGACAAGCCAUCUGGUUCUUCUAAUGGAUGUCCCAAAAAUAAUACCUCCUUCUCUUCUGAAGUUCCGGCAGGCUUUUCUGGUAGGACCUUUGAGGAUAAUCCUGAAAAUAGUGGCAAGAGCAAAACUGAACUUCAAAGUGGUUGUGAAUUUUCUUCUGCUUUUGAGGGUUCUAGCGCUGAGCCAUUUAAUUUUCUGUCAGGAUGCUUUGCAAGUUGUGAUGAGUGUCAGUCUCCUCAACCCUGUGUAAAUGAUACUUUGGAUGUACAAAAAGCCUCAACACCAUCAUCAUUCUCAUCAGCUGACUUUCCAUGUCAAUCAAAUGAUAAUUCACAAGUUCAUUUGGACGAAGUUGGAAAAAAUGAUGAACAUGGUCCUUUCGAUGCCUCAAAUAAUUUAAAUACUUCCGGUGAAUUUAAAAUUCCACAGUGGGACCCUUUGUCUUUCAAAGAAAAUCUGUUCUCAGAUCUCAAUCGAAAUUCAGUAGCUAGUAUUAAGAGUAAACUGAACAAAACUAAGAAGAAGAAAGUAAGGGGAAAUCUGAGGCAAGCUAAAUGGCAAGAUAAGGUGUCAAAGGACGAUGGCAGUUCCGAAAUUAAUUUGGACUCUCCUGGAUCUUACGCCCCUAUGGAUUUCUCCCCCUAUCAGGAAACUAUAUCCAUUGAUCAACAUCCAAGAGAUGUGCCUGGUGAAUCCUCCCCUCUGGUCAAUAGUUCUGCACCUUGGACGACCAAUUCUACAGUCUGUACCAAUGAAAAUGAUGUUCUUUUAACUGGAAGAAAAGUUACAGAUGCACAUGAUGGUAUCUGGAAAUAUAAUGAGCCCAGCGAGGGAAGUUUUGGGCAUCAUAGAGAUGGGAUUUCCGUUCACAGUUUUGAAGGUUUUGAUUCUAGAAAUGAAAGAGUCUGCUCUAGUCUCAAAACCGAGCAAUGCUGUAGCAGUAGUUUUGUUUGUGGUGUUUCUACAGAACCUACGGCUGGUGUCAACUUGAGCUCAGAUACACUAGAAAACAAUUGCAAUAAGAAGGCAGAUUCAGGAGAAAUAUGCGGCAAAAGUUUUACAUUUUCUGCAUCUUCUUCCAUCCAAGCUAGUUUUUUGGGAACAAAGAGUCGGCACAGAAAGAAAAAUAAGAAGAAAUCUAAUCACAAUACUUUUGUCAUCUCCCCAAGUCCAGAUAUUAAGUUUGGACCAUCUUUUGAGUUUUCAUCCAUUGCCAGUUCAUCGUUGCAUUCAGAGGCUUCAGGUAAAUUGGAAACAGAAGGAGAGCUUAAGCAAGAGCAUCCUUUCUCUACUGCAAUUCAAGAGACGUGUGAGAAGUGGCGACUUAGAGGAAACCAGGCAUACAAAAAUGGGGAACUUUCAAAGGCUGAGGAUCUUUAUACGCAGGGGAUAGAUUCUGUCCCACGUAAUGAAGGAUUUGCAUCUCGCCUGAAUUCUCUCAUGCUUUGCUACAGCAACCGUGCAGCCACACGAAUGUCGCUUGGAAAGAUUAGGGAAGCUUUGGAAGAUUGUGGGGUGGCUACUGAAUUAGAUCCAAACUUUCUUAAAGUUCAAGUCAGGGCUGGAAAUUGUCAUCUUCUUCUUGGGGGAACUGAAAAUGCAUUACAAUAUUUUAGCAAGUGCUUGGAAUCUAGAGAUGGUAUAUGUUUAGAUCGGAGGAUGAUAAUUGAAGCAGCUGAUGGCCUCCAAAAGGCUCAGAAAGUAGCCGAAUAUACAAGGCGUUCUUCUGAACUUAUGGAACAGAAAACUGACGAUGCAGCUCUCAGUGCCCUGGAUUUGAUUGCUGAGGCUAUAUCCAUCAGUCUGUAUUCAGAAAAAUUACUUGAAAUGAAGGCUGAAGCUCUCUUUAUGCUCCAAAGGUAUGAAGAGGCAAUUACGCUGUGUGAGCAGAGUCUUUGUUUUGCAGAGAAAAAUUGUAUUGCAGAAAGUGCUAUUGUUGAAACAGAUGUUUCUGGAUGUCAAAGUCAUUCACUUGCUAGGUUGUGGAGAUGGUGCUUGAUAACCAAAGCUCUUUUCUAUCUUGGAAAAUUUGAGGCUGCUCUUGAAACAGUUGGGAAAAUUAAGCAAGAAAAGUAUAAUCAAGAAAAGUCUAGAAUUAAAAGUUUGGAAUCAUCCCUCGCAUUAGCAGACACGAUACAGGGGCUUAUGCAUUGUAAGAGUGCAGGGAAUGAAGCAUUUCGAUCAGGGAAAUAUACUGAAGCAGUAGAACAUUAUACAGUUGCAUUAUCUAUAAAUGUUGAAUCCAGAUCUUUCACUGCAGUUUGUUUAUGCAAUCGUGCUGCAGCAUACCAAGCAUUGGUUCAGAUUGCUGAUGCUAUAUCAGAUUGUAAUCUGGCCAUUGCCCUUGAUGAAAAUUACUCAAAGGCAUUUUCUAGAAGAGCAAAUUUACAUGAGAUGAUCAGAGAUUAUGGUCAAGCAGCUAGUGAUCUCAAGAAAUAUAUCUUCAUUGUUGAAAAUCAAUCUGACGACAAGGUCACGCCUAGUAGAUCUGCUGGCAGUGUAGAAUUAAAGAAAGCUCGUAGGAAUAAGCCUUUAAUGGAAGAAGCCGCCAAAAAGGAAAUUUCCUUGGAUUUUUACCUUAUCUUGGGAGUUAAAGCAACUGACACUGCAUCUGAUAUUAGAAAGGCAUAUCGUAAAGCAGCUCUCAAGCAUCAUCCUGACAAGGCUGGUCUGUUCUUAAGAGGUGACAGCAGUCAUGAUGGACAACUCUGGCGAGAUAUCUCCCAGGACGUUUAUAGGGAUUUUGACAGGCUUUUUAAGCUCAUUGGAGAGGCUUAUGCUGUGCUCUCAGACUCCAGUAAGAGAUCGCAGUACGAUCUUGAAGAGGAAAUGAGAAAUGCUGCAAAGGAAAGCAACAGAGGCAGUAACAAUAGGAGAUCAUCCAAUGUCUAUGGCUCUCCAUUUGAGAGAAGUGCCAAUGGACGAAACUACCGGGACAGUUGGAAGUCGUGGGGAAGUUCACAAUCUCGAUGGUAAAAGGAAGCAACCGGCAUCGAUAUUCAACUUUGUAAGAUAAUCUGCAAUUCUUUUUCCAUUGAAAAGAAAAGAAAGAGAGAGCGAAUGAGGACAACCUCCUCCCUCCUGAAGAUCAGUUCUCAAUAAAAAGAUGGCAUAUAGCCAUUAUUCUUGGCCACUGCUACAUGUUCCAGCCAUUCCUUCGCCCUUCCGGUUUUGACCGCAUACUUUGCUCAGGAAUUUUCUGCAAAGACAACCAAAGAAAAAGGAAACAAUGGAGAAAAGGAAAGAAGGGAAGUGGUUGAAUAAUUGCUAUUUUUUCUAACACAAUUGAGAAUUCAGUGGAAAGUAGUUGAAUAAUAGCUCAGAAACUGGCCAAAGCUUCUGCUGCCAUUGCCAUAAUCCCAACAAAGGUCAAGUUUGUACAAACUUCAUUAUCAUGGAAGAAGAAUAAGAGAGAGAAGAUAGAGUUCUGAGUUUUUACAAGAAAGGCCAAUGUUGAUAAGCCAAGCUGGGAAGUUCAACAAAAGCUAACUACAGAAGAAGACCAGUUGAAAUAUUUUUUCUGCAUUUCAACACAUGAGAAUUAGUAAACCAAGAUUGUAAUGUUUUUUUUUUCCCUCUAAUCUCUUCAGUUCAAUAUUGCAUUCCAUUGGCAGAGAAUUUCCCAUUCUUUUUGGGUUUAGUAACAAUUUUGUUGAUUUUAGGGUCUAUUUGAGAUUUUGCUUUUGUGGAGUCAAGCAAUUAUGGGUGAAUCUUAACCAUAUGACAUGAUUGGUAAAACCUUAUGUAUAUUAAUUUAUCUAAAUUACUUCAAUUUUUCAAAUCA